Molecule: messenger RNA, 1579 nt
Organism: Polistes dominula (European paper wasp)
Lineage: Eukaryota; Metazoa; Arthropoda; Insecta; Hymenoptera; Vespidae
Product: bleomycin hydrolase
Biological process (GO): proteolysis; L-homocysteine catabolic process; response to toxic substance
Cellular component (GO): cytoplasm
Molecular function (GO): cysteine-type aminopeptidase activity
Source: RefSeq, a predicted model, not a curated record
UGUACAAGAAGAAAUGAUGAUACUUUCUUUGCCUAUCGACCACAUGCAAUUAGAGCGGUAUGCCCCCUGUUUGUGGACACGAUAUACUAGCAUAGAACUCUGUGGCGACGCCUAAAUUCAUUAUACGGACCAUUACGGGAGUGGAUAGAAGAUAAAUCAGCAUUAUGGUUGUUUCAUCUGUCUUAACGCCGGAGGUACUGAGCCAGUUCCGUUCGAAAUUUUAUGCUGAUCCCCGAAACGUACAAGCACAAAAUGUUUGUACAAAAACAAAUCCUAUCGAGGCUUGUAUAUCAAGAAAAGUUUUGGAAGAAACUCAACAUGUUUUCACUCAUAAAAUUGAUACCGAAGGCAAACCUAUGACGAAUCAGAAAAAUUCCGGACGAUGUUGGAUAUUCGCAACUCUAAAUGUUAUUAGAACUGCUUUUAUGAAGCAAUACAAUUUGGAUGAAUUUGAAUUUAGCCAAGCUUAUCUUUUCUUCUGGGAUAAGGUAGAAAGAUGCAAUUACUUUUUGCAUAAUAUUGUUAAAACCGCAAAACGUGGCGAAUCGGUGGAAGGAAGAUUAGUAUCAUUUUUAUUGCAUGAUCCCACUUGCGAUGGAGGUCAAUGGGAUAUGAUAGUAAAUCUCAUAAAUCGUCAUGGUCUUGUCCCGAAACCAUGUUUUCCAGAAUCAUACAGUUGCGAAGCUAGUGUUCGCAUGAACAGUCUGUUGAAGAGUAAACUUAGAGAGUAUUCUAAAGUUCUAAGAGGUUUAGUUGCUAAUGGUGCUUCUGAUAAAGAAUUAGAAGACCAAAUAAUGAAACAGAUGAUUGUAAUUUAUAGAAUAAUUGGCAUUUGCGUUGGUAUUCCAUCGGAAACAAUAACAUGGGAAUAUUACGAUAAAUCCAAAAAUUAUAGUUGCAUCGGACCAAUAACGCCUAUCGAAUUUUAUGAAAAAUAUGUUAAACCAUAUUAUAAUGUCGAUGAUAAAGUAUGUCUUGUCACUGAUCCAAGACCAUCCAAUCCUUAUGGAAAACUUUAUACAGUAGAUUGUUUAGGAAACGUUGUGGAUGGAAGAUCAACACUUUAUAAUAAUCAACCACCAGAGUUAUUAAUGAAAUUAUGUGCAGAAAGUAUAAAACAAAAUGAGCCGGUAUGGUUCGGAUGCGACGUCAACAAACGAUUAAUAGGCAAACAGGGUAUUCAUGAUAUUAAAGCCUAUGACUUUGAAUUGAUGUUUGGAACUGAUGUACAGAUAGGACUUUCAAAGGCGGAUAGAUUACUUUAUGGAGAUUCUAUGAUGAUACACGCGAUGGCGUUUACAGCUGUAUCUAUCGAUAAUGAAAAUAAAAUUAAAAAGUUCAGAGUAGAAAAUUCAUGGGGAGAAGAUCACGGUCAGAAAGGUUACCACGUUUUAACAGCCGAAUGGUUCUCAGAGUUUGUCUUUGAAGCUGUUGUAGAUAAAAAAUUUGUACCUGCUGACGUGUUAGCCGUAUUCGAGCAGGAACCUGUUACAUUACCGGCAUGGGAUCCAAUGGGUACUCUUGCUCAGUGAUGAACAAUAGUCCUUGUGAAAGAAGUGAUCUAAGAACAGUAAAAAUA